UCCAAAGCCAUACACGUGCGCAACACUUGGGCCAAACGGUGCGAUCGGCACCUCUUUCUCAGCUCACGAGACAACGCGAGUCUACCGGCCGUACGGCUGUGCGAUACCGACGAUAGGGCCCACCUUUGGUGUAAAACUAAAGCGGGUAUGCGUUACAUACACGAAAAAUAUCUCGAUGAUUACGACUGGGUCUUAAAGGCCGAUGAUGAUACCUACGUGAUCAUGGAAAAUUUACGCCAGUUUCUGGCCUCACACUCGCCUCAAGAGCUCCUAUACUUUGGCUGUAAACUACAGUACGAGAGAGUAAAAUACAUGAUGGGAGGGGCCGGGUAUGUGCUGAGUCGGGCGGCUGUGACCAAGUUUGUUACUGUUGGUAUCGGUAGUAAAACCGACAGUAGUCUGUGUUUGGCUGGGACUGACACAGGGGCCGAGGAUCUAGAGAUGGGCAGAUGUCUACAACAUAUAGGUGUUCCUGCAGGUGAUAGUCGUGAUGAUAAACAAAUGGCCCGUUUCCUGCCCAUUAGCCCUUUGCAUUUGGUUUUGCCCAACAGUGAUAUAUAUAAACACGUCCCUUGGUUUAGGUACUACAGUGUAUACCCGCACCGGUCGGGCCCCGAGUGUUGCAGUCCAACUCCCAUCUCGUUUCAUUACGUGCCAAUAAAUAUAAUGUAUUUAAUGGACUUUUUAUUAUAUAAUGUUAAUGUUAUUCAAUAG
This is a messenger RNA of Medioppia subpectinata, 714 nucleotides long. The record is from the annotation of a GenBank genome assembly. NCBI's taxonomy places the organism in Eukaryota, Metazoa, Arthropoda, Arachnida, Sarcoptiformes, Oppiidae.